Molecule: messenger RNA, 1720 nt
Organism: Amborella trichopoda
Lineage: Eukaryota; Viridiplantae; Streptophyta; Magnoliopsida; Amborellales; Amborellaceae
Source: RefSeq, a predicted model, not a curated record
AGUGUUUUUUAGUAUAUACAUUAGUUUUAAUUGAUUCCGUGGUUUUUAAAUUGGGACUUUCACAUGCCAUUAUUAUCAGGACUCUGGGGUUAGAGACCAAAUGGAGUUGCAGGUUGACUGUAUUUCUUGGGUUUUUUUAUCAGUUGGUCUUAUAGUUUUACACUAUUUCGAGGUUUGGAGAUUUAGUGUCUGAUGGAGUUCCAGGUUCAUUGUAAUUUUAGGGCUUUUUCUCUGGUUGAAGGUACUGGUUCACUGUGAUUUCAGGGUAAGGAAUUUCUUCCCAAAUGGAGUUGCAGGUUGAGGGUAAUUCCAGGGUUUUGGAGAACCAUUCUGAAACGAAGAGAGGCCAGAACGUGUGUUCAACUCCAUUAGAGAUUGGAGGAAAUGAAGCGGCAGCAGCAGCUGCUAAAGCUUCAGCAACGGAGCUGAAAUCUAGGGUUAAUUCAGUGACUGCUCCUCCUUGCUCUUCUGCUGAGCCUCCUGGUAAGGGUUCAAAGGAUUUGGGAGAGCUUAUUUCAACUGACCCUGUUUGGGCGGCCAUGAGAGCAGAAGCGAGGCUGGAGGCGGAGAAGGAACCCCUUUUGAGCAGCUUCUUAUAUGCUAGUAUUUUAUCACACUCUUGUUUGGAGCGGGCACUGGGUUUUGUAUUGGCCAACCGGCUCCAGAACCCAACACUUUUAGCCACACAACUGAUGGACAUUUUUGAUGAUGUAUUUAUGAACGAUAAAGGUCUUCGACACUCUAUUCGCCUGGAUGCCCAGGCAGUGAAAGAUCGAGACCCCUCAUGCCGAUCAUAUAGUUGGGCCUUGUUAUACCUAAAGUCGUAUCGUGUAGCACAUGCAUUGUGGAAUCGUGGGCGAAAGGUUUUGGCAUUAGCAUUGCAAAGCCGGAUAAGUGAGGUUUUUGCCGUGGAUAUACAUCCAGCUGCCAGACUUGGCAAAGGGAUUUUCUUGGACCAUGCUACGGGUGUUGUGAUUGGAGAAACUGCAGUUGUAGAAAAAAAAGUUUCAUUGAUGCAGGGUGUAACCUUAGGAGGAACUGGUAAAGAAACAGGAGAUCGCCAUCCUAAAAUAGGUAGAGGAGCGCUCAUUGGAGCUGGUGCAACUAUCUUGGGUAAUAUUAGAGUUGGUGAAGGUGCUAUUGUGACUGCUGGUUCUCUCGUUCUAAAGAAUGUUCCUCCGCACUGCAUGGUGGCGGGUAUCCCAGCCAGGGUAAUCGGACCUGUGAAGGAGAAAGAUCCAUCUCUCACCAUGAAGCAUGAUGCUACUAAGGAAUUCUGUGAGCUCAUGGCUGUAGAUUCUCUGCAAAAAAGACCCAGUGGUUAGCCCUCAGAUCACCUCCUUGUCUGGUUAGGAGUUUCUAUGGAAACACAGAUCCACGCUCAUUCUCUCUCACUCUCUCUCUCUCACUGUAUAAUGUAAACUAAAUAAGGAUAUUGUGAUAUAGAUUGUGAUUCGUUAUGGUUUAAGGCUGCAUCUUUGAAACUGCUCUCAAUGAGCUCAGAGAGAGAGAAUUAUGAUCUGUAUUGGUUCCUUGGUGGCACACAUUUUUAAGGCUGCAUCUUUGGAACUGCUCUCAAUAAGAGAGAGCAUGCAUUUCUGACUUUGUGAUUUACAUCAAGCCAUCCAAUUUGACAUUUAAUGAGUGGAAAUGAUUGUGACAUUCAUGUACAAAUGAUAAACAAUCCCUUCUAUAAAUGGUUAUUGAAAUUGGACAUUAA